AUGGAGCGGAUAGUUGCUCUAAGAGAGCUAGGACAUAUCCAAGAGAGGUACCAGACGGUAGUAGCUGAGAAAACACCCGCAAGGAGCAAGAAAGAUCCUCCUGCUGAAAAGAAACGGCAUCCCAAGAGGAAGAGAGAAGCUGCAAGCUCCUCAAAACCUCAGAAGGAGGCAAGUUCCAAAGAGAAAGCGGUGGAACUGAAGGGUAUCCCGGGGGAUAUUCUAGAAGAAAGAAGGAAAGCAGAAGUAUGCUUGAAGUGCGGUGAGUCCAGACACAAAUGGACUGAUUGUUGGUCCAGGGAACCUACUGUAGUCCGAGUGGCACCAGUGAGGGUACAAAAGCGUAAAAGAGGAAAUGCCAAGCCCAAUCCUCAGAAGAAAGCUAAAGUGGCUGCUGUUGUAGCAGAGGAACCACUUGUUGUACUCCCAGAGGUUACAGGAGAUUUCAUUUUCCAGCCUGAGCAAGACUCGGACGAUGAAAUCAUCUGGUAG
Messenger RNA from Morchella importuna, 489 nucleotides. RefSeq lists its product as uncharacterized. NCBI's taxonomy places the organism in Eukaryota, Fungi, Ascomycota, Pezizomycetes, Pezizales, Morchellaceae. The record is from RefSeq and is a predicted model, not a curated record. The coding region runs from base 1 to 489 and encodes 162 amino acids. The transcript is spliced from 2 exons.